AUGGCCUGCAAGGCCGCCACGAAAUCAUGCGCUGCGACUGUGUGCGCCGUCCUGCUCGGUCUUGCAGGAUUGACGGAUGCAGCGCAAUAUUACCAGAUUGAUUCCGUCGAUGACAUCAAAACCUCGGCCAAGACACUGGCUUACGAUUUGAUGCUCAACUACAAUGGCAACGAGUCUGGACAAGUCCCAGGCAUCUUGCCAGGCCCCCCACCGGCCGGGCCGUAUUACUGGUGGGAAGGUGGUGCGCUCUGGGGCGCCAUGAUGGACUACUGGCACUACACCGGGGACGACACUUACAACGACGUAGUGAUGCAAGGAAUGCUCUUCCAGACGGGGCCCAACAACGACUACAUGCCACCCAACUGGACUGCGUCUCUGGGCAACGACGACCAGGCCUUCUGGGGCAUGUCGGCCAUGCAGGCUGCCGAGCAGAACUUUCCGAACCCGCCAAAGGGGUCGCCCGGGUGGCUGGCCCUCGCGCAGGCCGUUUUCAACACGCAGGCCGAGCCUGAUCGGCAUGACAAGACAUGCGGCGGUGGUCUGCGAUGGCAAAUCCCCUGGUACAACAAUGGAUACGACUACAAGAACUCCAUCGCCAAUGGCUGCUUCUUCAACCUGGGCGCCCGGCUGGCGCGGUACCUCAACAACCAGACGGCGGCGCAGUGGGCGGACGAGACAUGGAACUGGAUGGAGAGCGUGGGCUUCAUCAGCAAGGACAACCGGGUGUUUGACGGGGCGCACGUGGGCACCAACUGCACCGACAUCAACAAGGCGCAGUUCUCGUACAACAACGCGAUCCUGCUGCUGGGCGCGGCGCACAUGUACAACUGGACGUCGGCCAGCAGCGCGCACGACAACAACUCGACGCCGGAGCUGUGGGAGACGCGCAUCACCAACCUCCUCAACGGCACGAUCCGCGACUUCUUCCCCAACGGCAUCGCGUACGAGGCGUCGUGUGAGCCCAUCAUGUCUUGCACCACCGACAUGCUGAGUUUCAAAGGGUACACGGCCCGCUGGCUCACGCAGAUGACGCAGCUCGCGCCGUUUACGGCGUCGACGAUCCUCCCGAUCCUCCAGACGUCGGCCAAGGCGGCGGUGGCGCAGUGCACGGGCGGGAGCACGGGACGCGAGUGCGGGUUCCAGUGGAGCUCGGGCAAGUUUGACGGCAGCGUCGGGGCCGGGCAGACGAUGGACGUGCUGGGCGCCGUGUCGUCGCUGCUCGUCCAGCAAGGGGCCGCGCCCGAGGCGCCGCUGACCAGCUCGGACGGGGGCACGAGCCCGAGCGACCCCAGCGCCGGGUCGACGAGCGUGCACCUGAGCGACCCGGCGUCGUCGGCGGACCUUCCCGUGACCACGGGCGACAGGGCCGGCGCGGGGAUCGCGACGGUCGUCUUUGUGGCGCUGAUGGCCGCCAUCUACGCGUGGAUGAUGGAGUCGGCCCAGAGAAUUUCAAGACCCAGCAGCUCAUACCAAGAUGCCGGACUUCACAUCCCCUGCCGUCUUCCCAUCCUUUUAUGA
Microdochium trichocladiopsis is the source of this 1518-nucleotide messenger RNA. RefSeq names its product family 76 glycosyl hydrolase. Gene Ontology annotation, molecular function: mannan endo-1,6-alpha-mannosidase activity. The coding region runs from base 1 to 1518 and encodes 505 amino acids. The record is from RefSeq and is a predicted model, not a curated record. The transcript has 4 exons. Gene Ontology annotation, biological process: carbohydrate catabolic process; fungal-type cell wall biogenesis. NCBI's taxonomy places the organism in Eukaryota, Fungi, Ascomycota, Sordariomycetes, Xylariales, Microdochiaceae.